Poecilia latipinna (sailfin molly) is the source of this 2250-nucleotide messenger RNA. RefSeq names its product chondroadherin-like protein. The record is from RefSeq and is a predicted model, not a curated record. Bases 1 to 1272 code for a protein of 423 amino acids. Gene Ontology annotation, molecular function: protein binding. The transcript has 5 exons. Lineage: Eukaryota; Metazoa; Chordata; Actinopteri; Cyprinodontiformes; Poeciliidae.
AUGGAGUUCCUCCGUUCUGAAGUUUUCCUGACCAUUUUAAAUCUGAUCUCAACCAUCAAUGCAAGAAACUGUCCUGAACCGUGCCGCUGUGAUGACACCACAGUGGCCUGCGUCGGCAAAAACUUAAUGGAGAUUCCCCUGGGAGUAGAUGAGACUGAAGCCCAUCACGCCUCGUGUGAGAGCCGUGGUCUUAACAAAGUCUCUUGGGGCUUCCCGCCCAGGACGCAGGUGCUCAAUCUCCAUGGCAACGACUUGCAUGUCAUCCCCGCCAGGAGCUUCCUGGGCGGCUGUCAAGUUGUGUCUCUGUACCUGGGCUUCUGUAAAAUCUACAAAAUCCAAGCUUGGGCCUUCCGUGGGAUGAGGAGCCUGAAGUAUUUGCAUCUGUCUGACAACGACCUCACGUCUUUGGAGCCCGAAGCUCUGGCUGGACUCCCAAAGCUCACCAAUCUUCACCUGGAGGGGAACCGACUGACACAAUUCCCCAAAGAAGCUCUGUCACUCGUACCAAAUUUGUCGGUGUUGCAUCUGGAGCAAAACGCCAUCUCCAGGCUGGAACCUGCUGGUUUACUCUCCUCAGCUGCUCCCGCACUGACGAAUCUCUAUUUAAGGAGUAACGCCAUUAGUGGAAUUGCCAAAGCUGCCCUGAACUCUCCCAACAUUGAAACGCUUCACCUGGAUUCCAACCGGCUGACCCGGGUGCCGUCCGAUGCUCUGACCGACACGCCCAACCUGACGGAGCUGAACCUGUCUCAAAACCCGGUCCAGUGGGUCGGACCCGAGACCUUCCAGGAGAUGUCACACAGUCUUCAGAGGCUUUACAUGAAUCGGAUGGGGAUGGCAGAGAUGUCGAAGGAGGUUCUGUUGAGCCUGGGUCCACGUCUGAAAGUUCUGACCGUGAGAGGAAACCGACUGAAGACGCUUCCGGACCUGAGCCCGCUCAGCGGCCUUGAGCUGAUCGACCUGCGGGACAACCCUCUGAUCUGUGACUGUGACCUGCUGCCCCGGCGCAGGUGGAUGGAGAGAGUGAAGUUGAAUGUUUUGGGAACAUGUGGUCACCCUGUUGAGGUUAAAGGUCAGAAGCUGAUGGACACCAAUGGGUUUGCAACCUGUCCAGAAAACAACCUGAGACGGACUGAGACGGAUCCUGUUGGACCCAAAGCUGCAAAACUGAAAUCCACCGGAGCGAAGAAGAAGGCCAGAAAAGCUCAAACUCCCCAGUGGUAUAAGUUGGUCAAAAACAAGAAGAUGAGCAAAGCAAGUGGAGGAAAUUGAGGAGGAAACUCAAUUUCCUCCUAGUCUUUUUUAGUCUUGUAGACUAAAAGAUUCAAGUAACUACUACAAUCAAGUUCUAGUAGUUACUUUGGUGUCUAACCAUAAAGUAAUUUUUAUUUCAGCUCAAAUGGAAACACAUGCUUUAAAUGUUUGCAUCCACUAUAAAUAUGUAUUUCCUGUCAUAUCUUUAUCUUGAGAAGAGGCCUGGUUUAGGUUUGUUCUUUAUCUGUCUCUGACAUGUUUUGUCGGACUUCUGCUGUCAACCAAAUACGUCAAAGGUGGGGAAAGUAGCUAGUUAUAUUCAGUCGUGUUACUGUGAUCCAGUGCAAUUUGUCUGCAGGCUGGACUUUUUUGAAGUUGGGUACAAAACUUGAACUUUUACUUGUUUGUUUUGAUAAAGUAUUUUAAGCUGCUACAUUUUAAAUCAUGUCCGUUAAAGAGUAAAAAUAAGUAAUAUAAAAAGACUGCAUUGAUUCUUCAACACCGUGUAAACACUCUGAAUAAUAUUUUAAAAUUACACCUACUACCUCCCAAAUAUUCAUGAAGUCAUAUGCUAACAUAGUUCAAUUUGAGCCGAAUUUUUAUUUAUAAAGUUCAUAAUUUAAUCAAAAGCUGUUUGAGACUGAUAUGUUCUAGUUUUCAUUUGUGAAAUCCAUGUGUGGAACUUUCUUCUGUUCAUGAAAAAAGUACAUUUUUCUUAAAGUAAAAUUUUUGUGAGGAACCUUUUGCUCUUAUGUGAGUAACAUUUUACACUUGGUAACUUGUAUUUAAGUAAUAUUCUGUACUCUUUCCACUUAUUUUACACUUUGGAUGCCGAGUCUGGUUCUCUUUCAACACUGAACCACUUAUUUUCCCCAAAGAUGGGGGCCUAAUGCUUACUAAUGCUUACUAAUGCUGAGUGCUUACUUUGUCUUGUGCCUAUUGUAACGUCUUCCAUCAAACAUACACCAAGGAGAAUAAAAAGUUUUUUCAACUGCA